UCAGCUCUUCUCCUGAUGAAGUCACUAGUAGACAUGUGUGCUGCACCUUGGGCUCCAUUGUGGAGUGAGGGAGUCAGCUAAGCAGCAACACCAUGGUGAGUGAGGGGUUGCUUUCCACAGAUGGAGAGGGGCGAUGGGCCAGUUGAGUGAGGGACCGCUGUCCCGAGGUCGGGAGGAGUGGCCAGACAUGGAUGCAGUGACCUAUAAUGAUGUGAAUGUCACCUUCACUCAGGAAGAGUGGGCAUUGCUGGAUCCUUCUGAGAAGAAUCUCUACAGAGAUGUGAUGCUAGAGAUCUAUAUGAACCUCACUGAUAUAGGCUACAAUUGGGAAGAUCAUAAAGUUGAAGAACAUUGUCAAAGUUCUCAAAGAUACGGAAGGCAUGAAAGAAGUCAUACAGGAGAGCAAACUUGUGAAUAUACUGAAUGUGUUAAAGCAUUUUCAUAUCAUAGUCUUCAAAGGCAUGAAAGAAUUCAUAUUGGAAAGAAACCCUAUGCAGGUAUUCAAUAUGGUGAAGCCUUAACAUCAUAUAAUAGACUCCGAAUACAUAAACAUACACAUGCUGGAGAAAAACCCUAUGAAUGUAAUCAAUGUGGUAAAGCAUUCACAUAUCAUAGUCUUCUUCAAAUGCAUGAAAGAACACAUACUGGAGAGAAACCCUAUGAAUGUAAUCAAUGUGGUAAAGCCUUUGCACGUUAUAGUCAUCUUCAAAGGCAUAAAAGAACACAUACAGGAAUGAAACCCUAUGAAUGUAAUCAAUGUGAUAAAGCCUUUGCAUGUCAUAGUUAUCUCAAAAUACAUAAAAGAACACAUACUGGAGAGAAACCCUACCAAUGUAAUCAAUGUGGUAAAGCCUUUGCACGUCACAGUCAUCUUCAAAGACAUUUAAGAACACAUACUGGAGAGAAACUCUAUGAAUGUAAUCAAUGUGGUAAAGCCUUUGCAUAUCAUAGUUAUCUCAAAAUACAUAAAAGAACACAUACUGGAGAGAAACCCUAUGAAUGUAAUCAGUGUGGUAAAGCCUUUGCUCAUCACAAUUCUUUUCAGUGGCAUAAAAGAACACAUACUGGAGAGAAACCUUAUGAAUGUAAUCAAUGUGGUAAAGCCUUUGGACAACAAAGUGAUCUUCAAGUGCAUAAAAGAACACAUACUGAAGAGAAACCCUAUGAAUGUAAUCAGUGUGGUAAAGGCUUUGCACAACAAGGUCAUCUUCAAAUGCAUGAAAGAACACAUACUGGAGAGAAACCCUAUGUAUGUAAUCAAUGUGGUAAAGCCUUUGGAUGUCAUAGUUAUGUCAAAAUACAUAAAAGAAUACAUACUGGAGAGAAACCCUACAAAUGCAAUCAGUGUGGUAAAGCCUUUGCAUAUCAUAGUUAUCUCAAAAUACAUAAAAGAACACAUACUGGAGAAAAACCCUAUGAAUGUAAUCAAUGUGGUAAAGCCUUUAUAUGCCACAGUAGUCUCCAAAUACAUAAAAAAACACAUACUGGAGAGAAACCCUAUGAAUGUAAUCAAUGUGGUAAAGCUUUUGCGUAUCAUAGUCUUCUUCAAAUGCAUGAAAGAACACAUACUGGAGAGAAACCCUAUGAAUGUAAUCAAUGUGGUAAAGCCUUUGCACAACACAGUUGUCUCCAACUACAUAAAAGAACACAUACGGGAGUGAAACCUUAUGAAUGUGAUCAAUGUGGUAAGGCCUUUGGGCAACAAAGUAAUCUUCAAAUGCAUAAAAGAAUACAUACUGAAGAGAAACCCUAUGAGUGUAAUCACUGUGGUAAAGUCUUUGCACAACAAGGUCAUCUUCAAAUGCAUGAAAAAAUACAUACUGGAGAGAAACCCUAUAAAUGUAAUCAAUGUGGUAAAGCCUUCGCGUAUCACAGUUAUCUCAAAAUCCAUAAAAGAACACAUACUGGAGAGAAACCCUAUGAAUGUAAUCAGUGUGGUAAAGCCUUUGCAUAUCAUAGUUAUCUCAAAAUACAUAAAAGAACACAUACUGGAGAGAAACCCUAUGAAUGUAACCAAUGUGGUAAAGCCUUUGCAUGUCACAGUAGUCUCCGAAUACAUAAAAGAACACAUACUGGAGAGAAACCCUAUGAAUGUAAUCAGUGUGGUAAAGUAUUUGCAUAUCGUAGUCUUCUUCAAAUGCAUGAAAGAACACAACUCAUACAAGAGAAAAACCCUGUUCAUGUAAAUGAUUUAGUAAGGACUUUAGACAUCACAGUUGUCUUCAGUUUCAAGAAAAAAACUUGUUUCAUCUCCUUUUCAUCUUAGCCUUGAAGUAAGUAAAUUAUUAACCAAGUUCAUUUUGGGGUACCUGCCUCAAUCUUUUACCCCAGGCUACUCUUGAAGAGUGAGGGAUAAGAGAUUAGAUAGAAGUAUGGAGGGAAGAAAAAA
This is a messenger RNA of Onychomys torridus (southern grasshopper mouse), 2389 nucleotides long. Its product is annotated as zinc finger protein 431-like. Lineage: Eukaryota; Metazoa; Chordata; Mammalia; Rodentia; Cricetidae. Gene Ontology annotation, molecular function: DNA-binding transcription repressor activity, RNA polymerase II-specific. The record is from RefSeq and is a predicted model, not a curated record. The transcript has 6 exons. The coding region runs from base 134 to 2266 and encodes 710 amino acids. Gene Ontology annotation, biological process: negative regulation of transcription by RNA polymerase II.